UCUAGAACUAGGAAUACAAGUACUACAAGGAUAAAGGUUUAUCCUUAAUAUGUCCCGCAAAAUGGAUGCGGCGUCAGCAAGCUCAAUCUUGAAGCAGAGAAGGAGGAAGCAGGCGGAGGGAAGUGGCUUAGUAAGAAUGUUCGCAAGCUGAGAAGUUGUAGCCUGUAGGCACAUGAUAGACGAUGAGUUGCUUGGCUUGGACAAGCUGACGUACGAAGUGGUAAUCGAACACAAGAUGCUUCAUUUGCGAGUGAAACACGGGGUUGGAACUGAAGUUGACCGCCCCCAUGUUGUCAGAGAAGAGAAUCAGGGCACGCAGAAGUGGUGGCCGCAGCUCGGAGAGAAGAUUGAAGACCAAGCGGACCUCAGAGAGUGGCGAGAGUGAUUGCCAUAUAUUAUGCAUCAGUACUGGAACGAGCCACCGUCUUUUGUUUCUUGGAUUUCCAUGAAAUUAAGGUAUCGCCAAGAUAGAGAAGAAAACCAGACGUGGAAGUGCGAUCAUCCAGAUCACCCGCCUAGUCAGAGUCAGAAAAUACUCAGACACGAAGUGGAGUGGACUGACGGCGAUUGUGAAGGCCGAGAGAGCUAGUGCCAGCUAGGUUGCGGAGGAGGCGCUUAACAUGCUACCAGUGGAGGGAGGCCAGGGCAUGCAUGUAUAGAGAAAAUUUGUUGACAGUAAAUGCGAUGUCCGGUCGAGUAGUGACCAGGUACUGGAGUGCACCAAGAUCUUGGCGAUACAAUGUGCCAUCAACAUGAACAGUGCCAUCAGUAAUAAGGAGAUGAGCCAUGCAAGCUAGGGGGAGGUGACGGGUUUCGCAUCCUGCAUUUCAAAUUGAGUACGUAUGUAUCCUGAUGUACUUGUUCUAAGACAAUGUGAAACCAGUAGGAGUAAGGAUGACUUCAAUUCCCAGGAAGUAAUUCACCUGGCCCAGGCAACGGAGAGCAAACCGCGUGGCCAAUUGUUCCUGGAAUGUAUGGAGAAACUCGAAGUUAUUGCCGAUGAGUAGAAGAUCGUCCAUAUACAUGAGGAAUUAGGCAAAAACUCCAUGGUGAUGAUAGAAAAACAACGACGCAUCAGACUGAGUCUUAGUAAACCCACAUUGUACAAGGAACGAGCUUAACUCGUCGUAUCACGCUCGAGGGGCUUGACAAAACCUGUAGAUAGCCUGGCACAGCUGACACACAUGAUUAGGGAACUGGGAUCUCAACAUUCAGGAGGUUGAGCCAUGUAGACCUCUUCAUGAAGUGGACCCUGAAGGAAUGUGUUGUUGACAUUGAACUAAUGAAUAAGCCAGUUAUGAGAGAGGGCAAUGGUGAAGACUGCGAACUGUGACAGGCUUGAGAACAGGGUUGAAGGUCUCGUGGAAGUCAACUCCAGACCGUUGGUGAAGUCCCUUGGCGGCAGGACGAGUUUUGAAGCGUUCAAUGCUUCCAUCCACACGACGUUUGAUGCGAUACAACCACAUUGCUAAUGACGUUGUAGUGAGGAAGCUCGGGAACAAGAUCCUAACUACGGUUGGCAUGUAAAGCGUCAAACUCAACCCGUAGAGCAUCAUUCCAUUCCACAUAUUGAAGAGCUUCCUUGACCGACCUGGGCUCGAGAGGAGGAGUGACCUGCGAAGUAGACAAAAUUUAGGCAUACUUGCGGUUAGGUUUAUAGAUGUUGUCCUUUGCUCGAGUAACCAUAGGGUUGAAGGGAGGCAGAGGAGCUAGACGAGCAGAAGAUGUUGAGGCUAUGUCGUGUCGAGGAGGGGAGCUCUCCUGAGAAGGACCCGUCGGCCGUCGAGGGGGUCACAGGUCACUGGCUGGCAGUGAGCAAUGCAGUCAAAAUCUAGAUUUUAAGUAAAAUCGAAAACUGAGGUAGAAUCGAAAUCGUAGAUUAAAAUCGUAAAAUCGUA
Messenger RNA from Linum trigynum, 1898 nucleotides. The record is from the annotation of a GenBank genome assembly. NCBI's taxonomy places the organism in Eukaryota, Viridiplantae, Streptophyta, Magnoliopsida, Malpighiales, Linaceae.